Molecule: messenger RNA, 1882 nt
Organism: Pseudopipra pipra
Lineage: Eukaryota; Metazoa; Chordata; Aves; Passeriformes; Pipridae
Product: ribonuclease CL2-like
Exons: 2
Coding region: 141-572 (143 amino acids)
Biological process (GO): defense response to Gram-positive bacterium
Molecular function (GO): RNA nuclease activity; nucleic acid binding
Source: RefSeq, a predicted model, not a curated record
UCUUUACUCUUCUGCCCCUCCUCCUGGAUCCUUGCCCAUUGGGCCCAGCUGGGGCCAGUAUAAAAGAUGUGCAGAGGAGUGGGAGGGAUCCCGGAGACCUUGAGGCCAUAAGGGAAACCGAGGCGCGCACACAGGUGUCCAUGGCAGGCUGGGUGCUAUGCGUGACCCUGGUGCUGGCGGCACUGGCAGGGGUGGAGGGCGAGAGCCGCUACGAGAAGUUCUUGCGGCAGCACGUGGACUACCCACGGACAUCCACGCUCGCGGCGCACCGCUACUGUGAGACCAUGCUGGCACGCCGGCAGGUGACGGCCCAGGGGAGGCCCUGCAAGCCCUCCAACACCUUCGUGCACGCGCCGGCCCAGGAUCUGGUGGCUGCCUGCUCCCGGGAGCCUGAUGCCUCAGGGUUCCAGAGCACCCCGACAGCCAUGGGCAUAACAGCCUGCCGCCUGCGGGGGGGGGACACCCGGCCCCCCUGUGCCUACCGCGCCCGGCAGGUCCAGCACCACGUGCGGGUCGCCUGCCGGGAUGGGCUGCCCGUGCACCUCGCCGGCACCUACGCGCCCCCGCAGUGAGGCUGGACGUGUGGGGGCUGUAGGUGGGGAUACGGAUUCUCCCUCCCACUGGAGGCUCCAUUAAUGCCUGAAAUAAAGGAGGUGUCACAGGCCUGGGCUCCAGCAUCAGCUUCUGGGGGAAUCUUGUGAUCUUACCCCUCUCUGGUGGCCCCUAGGCCCCUUGGGUGCCCUCAACCCUGUCCAAGGUGGAUCUAGCCACCCAUGUGCCUUAUAAACCCCUUUUCCCAGCAUCAUGGAUGUCCCAUGGACCUGUAGGGUGUCUGACCUUUCCUGUGCCCUCUCUUCCUUUCUUAGUCACUCCACAACUCCUAUGGGUGCCCCAUAACCAUCCCCACUCCCCCAGCCCAGGGUCCCCCUGAUCUCUUGGAUGUGCACCCAGCUCUCUCCCUCAGUAUCCUCACCCUUCAGGUGUCACGUUGCUUUUCUGGAUGCCCCAUACCUCCCACAGGGUCCCACAACCUCCCAUGUGCCUCAUAACCCCCUGGGUACCCCCAGCUUCCCCCAUAUCUGUCCCAUAAACCAUCAGGUGCCCCACAAUCCCCUCUCCCACAUGCCUCUGCCCCCAUCUGUGGCUGAAGCUGCUUCUCGGCCCCCUUGGCACCCCUAUGGGAUUGAGUCCUAGCUGGGGCCAUACACAGCUCUGGAUUAUCACCCCACACACUGAACACACACAAUACACAUGAAACGUGCACAUAACAUACAACCACACUCGCAACACAAAACAUACAACACUCACACCCCUGCUCCUACACCUAGCACACAUACACAAGCGCAUACACACAAUACGCACACACUACACGUACACACAUACACAAGUAUUUUCUUGGGUUUGGAUGGGAUUUCAUGCAUUUCAGCUUGUGUUCAUCACCUUUUGUCCUUCAUUCCUCCCCGUCAGUACUUACCAGUACACCUAAAAUCUCCCCCUGCCUGAGCCUUCUCUUCUCCAGGCUGAACAGUCUCUGCUCUCAGAUGCACCCAGAAAUUGUAGCUGAGGAGGAAAAGAAGUGCAGCGAAUAGACUUCCUGAUCCUUUUUCAUUGCUCCCUCUCCAAGAUAGCUCUUGCUCAUGUGCCUUGAGUAACUCAGCUGCUCUUUUUCUGGAAUUCAGCAGAAAGGCACUUUGAGGGCCCUCCAUGGACUGGUGAGCUCCAACUCUCAGUGCUGCCUGCCCCAGUGAGAAGAGCACUACUUCCUGUGCACUGGAGAGGAAUUGGGGUAUUUCAAGGGCAUUUGGGGCAUUCCUGGCCCAGCAACUUCCAGCACUCACUUCUCCACCCUGUGUUUUAAUAAAUCAUUGCAUUUAUUACUUAA